AUGAGUUCUAAAUCAUUGAAAGGUAAAAGAGAUAAGAGAUACAAGUGCACAUAUGAAGGUUGUACCAAAGUUUACGAUAGACCCUCACUAUUACAACAACAUAGGUAUUCGCAUACUAAUGAAAGGCCAUAUUUCUGUGAUUAUGAGAACUGUGGUAAAAGGUUUAUGAGACCUUGUCAUCUGCGGGUUCAUCAAUGGACACAUUCACAAGUUAAGCCAAGAACCUGUCAUAUCUGUGGUAAAGGUUUGAUCACCUCCCAACAACUGAAAAGACAUUUGAAUACACAUGAGAAAAAACUUAAAAAGGAUAUCGAUGUCAUAAUCGGUGGAAACAAUGUUCCUGAUAAUGCUAUUAAUAAUGCUGCUGAUCAAAUUUCAAAAGGUUCUGAUGUAUCUAGCGAUGCUUCUCCUAAUAAGGCUUCGAAUGGAUUCUCUAUUGGUACCCCUUCAAGUUUAGUUAAUGGUGAAUCUUCAGAGGCUAAUUCAAGUGUUUCAUCUGCACAUGAUGCCUUCAACAUACCAUGUCUGUACGAAGACUGUGAUGUAUUGAUUAAACCAGAAGAUGACUUGAUGAACCAUAUGAUAGAAGCCCAUUUGGUGAGUAGAAUGUCUGCCUCUGAUACUGUACCAGAUUUAUUGUUUAACGAUGUUGACUCAGUUAUACCUUCACCUUUAAGUGACAUCAAGAGUGAAACAUCACCUGGAUCUGGUUUUUCAAACAACUAUCAACUUAAGAGUGAUGUGGUAUUCCCAACGAACAUCAAUGUCCCAAUGGCUGUGUUUGAUCAGACUAAUAAUUACAAUAUGACCAAACCAUUCCCAUUUGAGUUGAUUAAUAAUGAACAGUUAAUAAGAAAUUAUUGGAGUAAUUUAAGGUGUAAAAUUGAAUCGUGUCCAUGUAGUAUGAAAACUCAAUUUGUCAAUGUAUUUGAUUUAAUAGAGCAUUAUGAUCAAACACAUGCGUUCGUUCCAGUCACAUUAGUUAAAUAUGGGUAUAUUAGUGUCUUCACUAGUGAAUGA
Molecule: messenger RNA, 1020 nt
Organism: Vanderwaltozyma polyspora DSM 70294
Lineage: Eukaryota; Fungi; Ascomycota; Saccharomycetes; Saccharomycetales; Saccharomycetaceae
Gene: FZF1
Product: Fzf1p
Exons: 1
Coding region: 1-1020 (339 amino acids)
Biological process (GO): regulation of transcription by RNA polymerase II
Cellular component (GO): nucleus
Molecular function (GO): RNA polymerase II cis-regulatory region sequence-specific DNA binding; DNA-binding transcription factor activity, RNA polymerase II-specific
Source: RefSeq, a predicted model, not a curated record